Messenger RNA from Lacerta agilis (Sand lizard), 1026 nucleotides. RefSeq names its product TNF receptor superfamily member 6b (gene TNFRSF6B). The record is from RefSeq and is a predicted model, not a curated record. The transcript has 4 exons. The coding region runs from base 63 to 983 and encodes 306 amino acids. NCBI's taxonomy places the organism in Eukaryota, Metazoa, Chordata, Lepidosauria, Squamata, Lacertidae. Gene Ontology annotation, molecular function: protein binding.
UGCAGCAGACCCCACUUGAUUCCAAGAGAGCCAGCAGGACUGUCAGGAUCCUCUGUAGUAGUAUGCAACUCUACAGCAAGCAGAACCCUUUCAGGACGCUCUCGGAGUGGGUGGUGCUCUACGUCCUGCUCCUGGCCCCCCCAUGUUCCAGCAGCUACCCCACCUACAGCAGGCGAGAUCGCCAGACCAAUGAGGUGUUUGUGUGCAAGCAGUGCCCGCCAGGGACGUACGUGGCCGAAGAGUGCACCAAUGAUAAGGACACCGUUUGCCAGCCGUGCCCCGCUCUCCACUACACGCAAUACUGGAACUACCUCAAGAAGUGCCUGUACUGCAACGUCUUCUGCAACAGCCUGGAAGAAGAGGUGCGGCCGUGCAACGGCACACACAACCGGGCAUGCCAGUGCAAGGCAGGCUACCACUCGGAUUUGGAUUUCUGCAUAAAGCACUCCAGCUGCCCCAUGGGAUCCGGAGUUGCUCGGCCUGGCAACCCGCAGGAGGACACUACAUGUACCCCAUGUCCUCAGGGGACCUUUUCUGACUCCGUUUCCAGCACUGAGGUGUGCCAACCCCACCGGGACUGUUCUAAGCAAGGCCUGGAAGUCAACGUCCCUGGGAACCAGUUCCAUGACACCCUCUGCACCUCUUGCAAGAGGAGCAAAGCCAACAGCACCAAGGACAAAGCAGAUGAAGCACCAGGAAGCGGGGGUGAUUGUCAAGACGCCAUAAUAGACUUUGUGCCUUACCAAGUCGGGUCGCAGAGACGGCUGGAGAGACUGCUGCACAGACUCAACGGAAGCGCACCUGCCGCAGGUUGUGACGAGAAGAGCCCAUCAGUGCUGCAGGUGGAACUCCAUGCCUUCCUCAUCCAGCUCAAGGACACUCUUGGGAAAAAGGUCGUGGUGCAGAAGCUCUGGAAAGCCCUGGACCACAUGAAAUUGCAGAAUAUACAAAAUAAGAUCCAAAAGCUUUUCUUGAGUUCAUGAGAUUGGACUUGGGUUCAAGUUAUAAAAAGGAUACACACAAGCA